Molecule: messenger RNA, 1311 nt
Organism: Symbiodinium natans
Lineage: Eukaryota; Dinophyceae; Suessiales; Symbiodiniaceae
Source: the annotation of a GenBank genome assembly
AUGGUGGAGACGUUAAGCAUCGUGAAAGGGUCUUUCGAUAUGUCCCACUGCUGCCGUCACACAUUUUCCUCGCUCGCGUAUCUUGAGCAAUUUGUCAAAGUGGCAGUUUUCGCUGUGGCUGACGGUGCGGAUGUGCCGGUGGGUGAAGCAACAAUACCGAUUGCAGACCCGAAGGCUGAGACCAUGACUGGGUGGCGCCUCAUGCAGGACUUCGAGGAAACGGGGGAGGUGGAGCUCCAAGUUAUCCUUCCAGGAGAUGAUCCAGGAGAUCCUGCAUCGCUGGCAGAGACUGCUGACAAGUCUACGGAAAGCUACGACUUGGAAGCAAAGUAUGCCUCCGUUGCCUCAAAGUCUGUGGUUGAGUCUGUGGGCGAGCUGCAGUCAAAGCAAGACUCCGCCGAGUCUAUGGUUCCAGAGCCUACGAGCCAGAUGUCGGACACGCCGAUGGAGAAGGGCGUCGAGGCGACCUUGUCGACCUUGGCGACCGUCUCUGCCCUCAAUGCAGGUGACCGGGCCCAGGUCUAUUCAAAGUCGAGUGGAGCUUGGGUGGUGGCCUCCAUUGUGCACGUGGACCACGCGCGUUGCGAGGUCAUUGUGCAACAUGGCGAGCACCGGAAGGUCAUAAACCUCAAGUCCCCACAUCUCUCGGAUUUUUUCCGCCCGUGGGGAGCACUGGAUAGCCCGACCCUUUCUGGCUUGGCGCUGGGAUCAGCUGUGGAAGUUUACUCACAAAGCGCUGGUCGCUGGAGCGCUGGUGAGAUCUGCCGCCUCGACAUACAGCGGCAGGAAGUCUCCGUGGAGUACGAAGGGAGAGUAAAGACCGUGAAGCUGACAGCGCCAGAGCUUCACACUUACUUCCGCCAGAAGACAUCGUCGAACCCGCCGGUCCAAGUGCCAGGUCCAAAUCAGGCCAGGCCUGUGGCUCCAGUGGCUCCAGAUGUCACUGGUGCAGUUGGAGUCCCUGGAGUCCCCGGAGUCCCCGGCGUCCCCGGCGCCCCCGGCGCCCCUGUCCCUGGCAUCCGGCAAGCGCCGGCAGUCCCAGCUCAGGCACCUCAGCAAUACCAGGCGGUUUUGAAACGGGAGAUCACACCGAAUGGGAUGCCUGCAGGCAUGCCUGGACAGGUUGGAUCUCCUGGGUGCAUCUACACAGCACCGGGCGUAGGGUAUAGGAUCGAAGCUCCAGCAGUGAAGGGCCAAAUGGCAGGGGCACCUUUGCCAAAUUAUGUGGAGGCUGCCAAGCCGCAGUAUCCACUGGCCUACGCAGUUCCCACGCAUCCUUCGCCGGCUUGGGCGACAGGACGACCCUCCUGA